This is a messenger RNA of Oncorhynchus tshawytscha (Chinook salmon), 1794 nucleotides long. RefSeq names its product calcium-independent phospholipase A2-gamma-like. Gene Ontology annotation, cellular component: membrane. Bases 1 to 495 code for a protein of 164 amino acids. Gene Ontology annotation, biological process: arachidonate metabolic process. NCBI's taxonomy places the organism in Eukaryota, Metazoa, Chordata, Actinopteri, Salmoniformes, Salmonidae. The transcript has 3 exons. The record is from RefSeq and is a predicted model, not a curated record.
AUGAGCCGCCCCCAGGUGGUGAGGGAUGGUGGUCUCCUCAUCAACAACCCCACAGCGUUGGCCAUCCAUGAGUGUAAGCUGCUGUGGCCCAACACCCCAGUGCAGUGUGUUGUCUCCCUGGGUACGGGUCGCUAUGAGACCGUCAACAAGAACAACACCACCUCCACCAGUCUCAAAGCCAAGAUCACCAACGUCAUCAGCAGUGCCACCGACACAGAGGAGGUCCACAUCAUGCUGGACGCCCUCCUUCCACCCAACACCUACUUCCGUUUCAACCCCUACAUGAGCGAGGACAUCCCAUUGGACGAGAGCCGCCCGGAGAGGCUGACCUUCCUGCAGGAGGAAGGAACUCGCUACCUGGAGAGGAACGAAGCCAAGCUGAACAAGGCAGCGUCGGUGCUGGCUCUGGAGAAGAGCGCCAUCCAGAGGCUGGCUGAAUGGUGCAAACUGAAGGCCGACAUGUACGAGGGCUUGCCCUUCAUCUCCAAACUGUAGGGGACGUCUAGAGGUGAAAGGUCAGACAGGCUGAGAGACACUAAUUUAGACUGAUUAUGAAGAUAAUAUAGGAGCUGUAAAGGUCUGACAUGUACGAGGGCCCUUCAUCUCCAAACUGUAGGAAGAGACCUGCAGAGGUUAAAGGUCAAAAGACACUGCAGGCAGUAGCUGCUGAGAAACUCAUUUAGACUUGAAAAUAAACAUCAUGUGCUUUGAUAUGACUCCAUCAGUGGAGGCUGGUGGAAGAAUCUAUAGGAGGAAAGGCUCAUUGUAAUGGUCGGAAUGGAAUAAAUGGAACUGAGUCAAACGUGGUUUCCAUAUGUUUGAUGUGUUUGAUACCGUUCCAUUGAUUCCAUUCCAGCCAUUACAAUGAGCCCAUCCUCCUAUAGCUCCUCCAACCAGCCUCCUCUGGACUCCAUAUCUUCUUGAUGCAGAUCAUGUGAUAUGACUGCGGUCCAUUUGAAUUUCUGCUGCUCAGGCAGGAUGUUGUUGCCUUUGACCUGUGAGAGGUGGUACAGAAGGAUCUGUUGUAGUGUUUCUGAAAGGGGUUUGGCUGGUUGGGCUGAAGGAAUCAACCUUUUGACUGGUCCUAAAUAAAGUGUCACUGUGAUGAGAGCACACAGGCCGUGUUUACACAGGCAGGCCGUGUUUACACAGACAGGCCGUGUUUACACAGGCAGGCCGUGUUUACACAGGCAGGCCGUGCUUACACAGGCAGGCCGUGUUUACACAGGCAGGCCGUGCUUACACAGGCAGGCCAAUUCUAAUAUUUUGCCUCCCUAAAAAUCUGAUAUUUUGCCAAUAAUUGGGCUAAAUACCUGAAUUGGGCUGCCUGUGUAAACAGCCAUAAUGGUGUGAAUGGUAGACAGGCGUAGCCAUUUACUGUUUUGAUUUAAGAGUGCAGGUUUUGCAGGGAAGGUGUUUUUGACAAUUACCUACUUAACAUGUACUGGUAUGUCAGAUAUUCAGGGUCUGUUAUUAGCAUUCUAAUGUAAUUACUGUAAAUAUGUUGUAAGUAACUGACAUUGGUGUCACCUCAUUUAAAUGCUUCAAACUUGAACUAGGCAUGUAAAGUAGAAUGGUAUAAAACAUGUAAUUAUGCCUUUUUUCACAGAUGAAUGAAAUCAUGCACUUUGUCAAUUGUCACAUUGUUCUUAUCUUAAGAGCUCUGUAAGGGAUCAAAUGUACAUGGUUUGAUAUGUGGUUUUGAAUAAUAUUGAAUUGAAGAGUUCAUGGUAUUAGCUUUAUAAUGGCUCUGUAGGUGGAGGGUGUAGAAUGAACAUGGGUCGUUGAAACCGG